GGAGGCAGUAACCCGACUUUAAGCUGCUUGAAGCUUCGCCUUUUAGAAUCAUCUCCAAUAUAUCCUCCAUACCAGCAGAUGUCACUCCCCCUGAGUAAAAAAAUGACAGAAACGGCAAUAAGGCUCCCCCUCCUGUACGCAGCCUGCCUCGAAGGGUGUGUUUGAAGGUUGCGUUUAAUAAUGCAGAGAGUGAUUUUCCGGUGAGACAGCGAGUGAGAGACUACCUAGAAAGGUGGCAAGGAAGGGAAGAGGGGCUGCCCAGCUCUCCGUCCUGCCCAAGAAAGAGGAGGGGGGAUAGUUCGCCGAGAGCCGAAGCAAUGGAAUAAAAGCCAAUUUUAAUCAUUUGUACUGUGUAAGGUCAGAGCGCGGGGUUUAGCACAGGCGUUUUGGGUAUAAUCUGCAGCUGCAUAGUGUUCGCAGAGUCCACAAACUUUUAUCAGUCGCUUUUAAUUUUUUUUCCCAGUUCGCUUCAUUGCUGCUUUAACUCCUCCCGAUAGCUCAGUUUAAGCUUACCCCCUGUCGCUGAUGUUUUAGACCCUUUUGCGGUUGACGAUGAGGAAGCCGAAGGGCGUCUUCUGCUUCGUACUGCAGGUCGCCUUCGUUUUCUCGCUUUACCGGUAAAGACGGGUUGCCGCAAUCGUACAUCUUUAGACCACGGUUAAUUUUUCUUGUUUUUUUUUUUUUUUUUUAGUUUUUCUGAUUACACACACACGAGUGAGAAAUUUCUUCCUGACAUUUUCUGUCUGUCAUUCUCUUCGUCUUUUAAAAACAUGUGGCUUGGUAAUCUCCCCCGAUCCUCCUCACGAAGGGGCACCUACCUUUUCCUGCUGGUAUUCCUGUUGGGCACGGUUUUACCCCUUGGCGUUGCCAGCUCUCCAGACAGUCACGGAACGGAUGCGCCUCAAGAUACAAAGCAUGAAGCUUCCAACGGACACGGGCAUCACGGCAAUGAGUCUCACACAGCAGUCAAGAAAGCCUUCCCAGUGCUCAACUUUGAAUAUGAAAGUGUCAGGCUGCCCUUCGAGAUCGCUCUAUGGAUCCUGCUGGCAUCCCUCAUGAAGCUGGGUUUUCAUUUGAUUCCACGCCUGUCCAGCUUUGUGCCUGAAAGCUGUCUGUUGAUUGUGGUUGGUUUGCUAGUGGGUGGCUUGAUCAAAAUUGUAGGAGAGAAAUCACCCGUUCUGCAUUCCCAGAUUUUCUUUCUUUAUCUUCUGCCACCAAUCAUCCUGGAUGCUGGUUAUUUCUUACCCAUCCGUCCCUUUUCAGAAAACAUUGGUACCAUUUUGGUUUUUGCUGUCAUUGGAACACUAUGGAAUUCUUUCUUUAUUGGUGGAUUGCUGUAUGGUGUUUGUCAAAUCGGUGGAAAGGACUUGGAGAAAAUUGGUCUGUUGCCAAACUUGCUGUUUGGGGCAAUUAUCUCUGCUGUUGACCCAGUUGCUGUUCUGGCAGUGUUUGAAGAGAUCCACAUCAAUGAGUUACUUCACAUUCUAGUGUUUGGGGAAUCCCUUCUCAAUGAUGCCGUCACUGUGGUGCUAUACCACUUAUUUGAAGAAUAUGCUGGCGUCGGCUCAGUAACGUUUUUGGAUGUUCCACUAGGAUUUAUCUGCUUCUUUGUUGUGGCCCUGGGAGGAGUUUUCGUUGGCCUGGCAUAUGGACUUCUAGCAGCAUUUACUUCCCGUUUCACCACCCAUACACGUGUUAUUGAACCUCUGUUUGCCUUUCUGUACAGCUACAUGGCUUACUUAUCUGCUGAGGUUUUCCACCUUUCUGGCAUCAUGGCGUUAAUCGCUUGUGGUGUGGUGAUGCGUCCCUAUAUAGAAGCCAAUAUUUCACAUAAAUCCCAUACCACCAUCAAAUAUUUCCUGAAGAUGUGGAGUAGUGUCAGUGAAACUCUCAUUUUUAUCUUCCUGGGGGUGUCAACAGUAGCUGGACCUCAUUCAUGGAACUGGACGUUUGUAAUCUGCACACUAGUCUUUUGUCUUGUUGCACGAGUUCUUGGUGUUGUUGGAUUGACAUAUAUCAUCAACAAGUUCCGUAUUGUGAAACUUACCACAAAGGACCAAUUUAUUAUUGCUUAUGGUGGCCUCAGAGGGGCAAUUGCUUUCUCCCUGGGCUACUUGCUCCCUCCCGAUCACUUUCCAAUGCGAGAUAUGUUUCUGACUGCUAUUAUCACAGUUAUUUUCUUUACUGUGUUUGUGCAGGGUAUGACAAUUCAGCCUUUGGUGGACCUUCUGGCUGUGAAGAAAAAGCAGGAAACCAAGCGUUCUAUCAAUGAAGAAAUACAUUCACAGUUUCUGGAUCACCUCUUGACUGGAAUAGAAGAUGUCUGUGGACAUUAUGGACAUCAUCAUUGGAAAGACAAACUCAAUCGCUUCAACAAGAAGUAUAUCAAGAAGUGUUUGAUUGCUGGAGACAGAUCUAAAGAGCCACAGCUGAUAGCUUUCUAUCACAAGAUGGAAAUGAAACAAGCUAUUGAGUUGGUAGAAACGGGGGGAAUUGCCAAGAUUCCAUCAGCUGUCUCCACUGUUUCAAUGCAAAAUAUCCAGCCCAAGCAGAAAGUAACUGAACGGGCUCUCCCACAGCUUUCAAAGGGGAAGGAAGAAGAAAUACGAAAGAUUCUUCGCACAAAUCUUCAAAAAACCAGACAGAGGCUACGGUCCUAUAACAGGCACACUCUUGUAGCAGACCCUUACGAAGAUGCUUGGAACCAGAUGCUGAUAAGAAGGCAAAAAGUCAAACAGAUGGAGAAAAGGAUGAAUAAUUAUCUGACAGUUCCAGCAAAUCAUCCUGAUUCUCCAACAAUGUCAAGAGCAAGACUUUCCUCUGAUCCAAAUGCUUACAUUCCAAAGCCAAAAGCAGGGAUCCCAGCAAUCACUGUGGACCCUGCCUCUCCGCAGUCCCCUGAAUCGCUGAAUCUGGUGGAUGAGUUAUCAAAGCGUACAGAGGAGGAGGAGGAAGAAGGCAUUGUGAUGAAAAUGCACACUCCAAGCACAGAUGAAGUCUUCACCUCAAACAAUGCAGAGAAAGAGCAACGUUUAAUGAGAUGCCUAAGUGACCCUGGUCCUCAUCCUGAAGGUGAAGAGGAGGAGCCUUUUCUACCAUGAGUGGAAACAUUCACCAGUUCACAUAAUCAGCAGUCAUUCCCUUUUUUAAAGCCAAGAUUAAAACAAAUAUAAUUGUAAAAAAAUAAAUAAAAAGCCAUUUCCUUUUUGUAACAAGUUCUUUAUCCGUUAUUAAUUGUGCACAUUUUAAGCUGGCCUUAUUUUACUUGAUUGAUUGAUUGUUAUUGGGUAAUGGAAGUUCAUUUUGGUAUGGAGUUAGCAUAGAUGUGGCCCCAAGACCACCUUGAUUGUUGUUUGUUUCUCUCCCCAAGCAAUUAAACUGGCCUGUUAAGCAAUAUGAAGUUAGAGUGAUGCAGGUAAGGCAUCAUUGCAACUUCUAGAAUUCAUUUCAUAGCUUGUGGUUUUGGGAAUGCAAAAUAUUUUACAAUUGUAAUAGAGUUUAUUGCUGCAAAAUGACAAAAACAGCACUAAUCUUUUUUGAUGCCUAAAUUAUUUUGGAAUGGUAGGCUUUUCUAAAUACCGGGUACAUUAUAUAAACUGUAUAAAAUGUAUAUGUAAAAUCUCUUUGGAUUAGUGCGAAAGCCAGGUUUUCUCCUCUGUCUGCUGUGCUGCUGUUCUGUAAGAAUGCAAAACAUUUUUGUGUAGUUGGUGUCCGUUAUGCUGUUCCCAUUGUACAAAUCCAGUUUGUCGUCCUUCAAAACCCAGCUGUGGAUUUUUGACUUGUACAGCAUUAUUUAUUGGUGUUGUGUUUUGUUUCCUUUAUCUCUCCUGUCUGCAGGCAUUUUGCUGAAGUCAACAUCAGCAAUCACGACAGUAUCUUCUGCUUGUGCUGUCUUUUUCGUAUAAUUUAAUUAUUUUUUUUAAUAUGUGUAUGUGGUGUUUGUGUACAUUUUUUCGAGUAUCCCAUCAGACAAGACAUAAAAUAUUUUGUGGCUGUAUUCAUAAAUUGUCUGUGUUUGCGUACGCUUGUGCACUAAAAUGUGCUGAUUACUUUUUGUACACAAUGUGCAGUAUGGUAUCCAGACUUAAGACUGACUGACUGUCAGAAACAUAUGAGCAUCUGAACAGUCUUUAUGUAGUCGUCUGCAUGUUAACGCUCCUCCCUGUCUCUGUUUUUUUUAUUUGUUUUAAAGGGAGCAAUGAGUAUAUACUGAGUUUGGAAUCAGCCAAGUUGAUGUAAAUGCUUAGUGUGGUAUUUACUAAGAGCUACACCUAUUCUUCGUUCUCUUUUUGUAUACUGGUUUCACUCCUGGAGCACCAGUAGAAGGCGAAUAAAACCUUCAGGCUUUAUGUUCUUUGUUUUGUGUAACAACAAAAAAUGCUUUAUAUUUGGCUCUCAGAAGAUUUUUGCAGCAUUUUGCCUUAAGGAAUUAAUGAACCAAAAUGAGUUUUCCUUUUUGAGUGGCUUGUACAGUAUGUAUUUAAAACAUUUUAUAAAUGAAAAACCAAAAAAAAACCUUUAAUUUUUAAAAUCAUUCUCUUUAGAACAUAUUUUAAAUCACUGAUGGUGGGCUUUUUCCAAUUAGUUUAGGUGCUUUUUCAAUUUUCCCUACUAUAUUUGCAUAUUUUCUUUCAUUCUAUUACAGAAAACUGAAUAUAUCUUCAUACCUCAGUUAGCAAAGUCCUCUUAAACUCUGUGCCCAGUCUAUUUGACUGCUAAUAUCCCCCCAUAACACCUGCAGGUCUAGAAGUCAAAGUGGCUCACACUCACUUUCUUUUAUCAAAAUUGACACUAUGCAACAUGUUGUUUUUAUCAACAUGAAAAGUGCUAAAGACUUUCUUAGAAAUUAAAUUAUGCUAUAUAAUUGUAAAGUAAAUGUUGGAGAAAUUGUUUUAUUUUAAGCUUUAUGUCAGUACAAUUUUCUGAUGCACUGUGAUUUAAAAAAAAAAAUGUUUCUGCAUUGCCUCUAAUAGAAUUCAUUUCCCUCAUUUAAUCUGUAAUGUUUCAUGCAGAAUCAUGCGGAAUGUGCACAUCUGUACUCCAAUACACCCCUUGAACCUGAAAGUGGAGGUUGUGAACCCAACAAUGCAUACAGAUCUCGUUCAGUUCUGUGGUUGCACAGAAUCUUGAAUUGACCAGAAACAGUGACUAACAAAAUUUUAACCUGAACAGAAAAGUUCAUAAAGUAUCAACGCUGGUGUCUGUCCUUUUUAAACACUUACAAGAAAACGUUGCUUAUGUGCAAUAUAGAGUUGCAGAAUUUGUAUACUUGAUUUACAGCACUCCUUGUGCAUUGUUGCUGCUUUUACUCAAUUUUUGUGUUCUUUUUUUAGGGGAAAAUGUACAAUUUGCUUAGUGAAACAGCAAGAUGGCUGGCCUUCAGGUAGCUGUCUUUGUCGUUUUUCCUUCCUCAGUUUUGUGCCAAAGUUUUGCUAAACCAGUUGUACUCUGAAUGAGCUCUGUCUUGAGAGAUUGUGUGUGUGUCAAGCGGCCUUUUGUGGAGAUUCUCUUUAAACUAUGGAGUUCUUUCUCACUUAUCCUCUGAGUGUCUAGUUCAGCAGCAUACUGUAGUUUUACAUUUGCAAAGGUCUGAAAUAUUAAUCUCCUACACAAACGAAUUGAGAAAUGAAAAUCUACACUCAUUGUUACCAUAAUCCUUUGUGCAUCACCAGUCACAUUGCAUUCUAUCGAUUCAGAGUCACUACAUGUGGGAGCUCUAAUGUUUAUAUGACCCUAUAGGAAGAAUUUCUGAGAGGCUGAGCUUACCCCAGGUUAGCGUGCUGCUCAAAUAACAAAUCAGACUUCUCUUCAUCUAUAUUGAGAAAUUAUAACAUCUUGUAUUUUAAAGGACUUUAUUUGGGGACCCAAGACAGUCUUUUAAAUGUUAAGCACUCAGUUUGAGUUUGAAGUAUAGCUGUUUGUAACAAGAGCCAAUAUGGUUAGUGUGGAGUUCUGCUCUGGCAACACUGGAUGGGUCUUUUCUUUUUACCACCAAGCUAGCUUAAAGAAGGCUUCAUCAAGUGCCAGGCCCCUAACACAAGAUCUUCCAGUCACAUGAGCAGUUGGCAGCUGACGAGCAAGCACACCCAAGGAAGAGUGGGGCAGUCACAUGCUCCUGAGCUGCUAUUAGUGCCACCAUGUGUCUGGAGGAUCUCCUGUCCGGAGCAGUUGGUUUUGCAAGCCCAUUCUUGAAUAAAUGAGGUUAUUUGUUUGUGUUUUUUUCUCUUUUUCUCCUGAGUCAUUCAUUACAUUUUUUAGAGGAAUGUGAUUACUUAUAAGCUACGAGCACCUCUCUGGUGUUGAGCAUCGUUCAGGGGUUAACUUAAUGGGCUCAAACCUGUGCUGUUUACUUUUCAGCAAGAGGCAUCCUAAUUAUUCAAGUGUAAGCCAAAGCAGAAAGAUUUACUUUACUAAGGUGGAGUGUUCUCCUGUAUGUCUGGUGGGCGCUUUAGUGGAUCCACCCAUGAUAAAUUGAACUUGUUAUUGGCCGAGCUGCAUGUGCCUCAGGUUCAUUGACGUUUUACAUGUAAAUGUAUCUUCCCAGCUGGCGGUGUUUUUUUUGUUUUUUUUCACUAGCAGUUUUUCACCUCAUUCCUUUAUGUGCCCUAUAUAAUAUAUAAAGAAAUGUUGCAAUAAUUUUAUAAUCAAUAUAUAUAUGUAUGAAGUACUGUAUAUGUCACUGACUAGUUCAUAGACUACAUGGGUCUGACCACUGUUGUAAAUGCAAAAUCUAAUCUGCUGUAUCAGAAUAUAUAAUAAAUACAAAAUUUAAAUUUUUAUUAAAA
This is a messenger RNA of Erpetoichthys calabaricus (reedfish), 6785 nucleotides long. RefSeq names its product solute carrier family 9 member A1a (gene slc9a1a). The coding region runs from base 771 to 3101 and encodes 776 amino acids. The transcript is spliced from 12 exons. Gene Ontology annotation, molecular function: sodium:proton antiporter activity. Gene Ontology annotation, biological process: sodium ion transport; regulation of pH; proton transmembrane transport. Lineage: Eukaryota; Metazoa; Chordata; Cladistia; Polypteriformes; Polypteridae. The record is from RefSeq and is a predicted model, not a curated record. Gene Ontology annotation, cellular component: membrane.